Seriola dumerili (greater amberjack) is the source of this 4110-nucleotide messenger RNA. RefSeq lists its product as uncharacterized. NCBI's taxonomy places the organism in Eukaryota, Metazoa, Chordata, Actinopteri, Carangiformes, Carangidae. Gene Ontology annotation, molecular function: zinc ion binding; ubiquitin-protein transferase activity. Bases 40 to 2886 code for a protein of 948 amino acids. The record is from RefSeq and is a predicted model, not a curated record. The transcript has 5 exons. Gene Ontology annotation, biological process: protein ubiquitination.
UCAGUCGGUUUGACGGAGAAAGGAAGAACAAAAGGAGCCAUGGCAUCUACUUCUUACACUGAAGAUUUGACUUGUCCUAUUUGUCUGACGAUCUUCACUGAUCCUGUAAUCCUCCCAUGUGGUCACUCUUUCUGCAGAGAAUGUAUUUCACUUUCUCUUAGUAAACUGUGCCAGUGUCCACAGUGUCGGGCAGCUGUUCCAAAAGAAGGGAAAUGUCUACUGACCAAUCACAUUUUGAAAAGUCUGGCUGAAAAAGAAGCUGAGAAGCUGAAGGGAAAGCAUGGAGGUGGAGAGGUUGAUGACUGGUUGUGCCCUGAACAUGAAGAAAAGCUGAAAUUGUUCUGCGUCACAGAUCAGCAGUUAGCUUGUAUCAUAUGCCGAGAUGGGGAGAGGCAUGAAGGACACAAGUUUAAACCAAUCAAAGAAGCAGCUGCAUCCGUGAGGAAGGAGUUGGAGAAGUUUCUGCAAAAGGUUUCUGAUGAUAUCUGUGCUGUAGAGAGCAUAGGGAACAAACAGAGGGAAGAAAUAACUAAAACUAAAGAGAAGUCUCAGCAGCUGAUGACCCAAAUCUGCAGACAGUUUGUGGAGAUGCAUCAGUUUCUGAGACAGAGAGAAGAUGAGAUCAAGAAAGACCUCAAAGACAAAGAGGAAGAGGCCAUGGAGAAGAUGAGCAAGGCAUUGAAUGCUGUAGAAACAGCUUUGUCUGAGAACAGAGAGCUGGAGGGAAAGGUGACAUCAGUUCUGAAAAUCCCAGACUAUGAGAAGUUCUUAAAGAGCUGGACUGAGGAAAACAGCAUGAAGACUUCAAAGCGCUCAUUUAAGCCCAGAGGUGGAAAUCUCCAAGUGGUGAAUCCUCCACUCUCUUUGGGGCCUCAUGAAAGUCACCUGCAGUUCUUUAUGUGGAAGGAGAUGCUUCAGGUGAUCCAGCCCCGAGCUGAAGAGCUGUCACUCAAAAGUGACAGCGAGAACAUAACAGUGUCUGAAGAUGGGAGGAAUUUGAUGUAUAGCCCCAACAUUGUCAUGUCUGAUCAGAACAGUGGAUACCAUGGUCUGGAUUUAGGCUACAGUUACUGUCACUACUGUGGCAGUGCACAGGAUUCCUAUUCACAUUACACUGAGGACACCUCAGUACGAUAUGCAUCUGCAUUCAGCACCAAUCAGUUCACCUCUGGGCAGCAUUACUGGGAAAUCGAGUUCUUUGAAAGACUGGUACUGACCCAACUGAAGGACAUCACAGACGGCCUGGACGCCCAAAGAAGUCCUCCGGUCCAAUUCAACUCAGUGUUCAACGACAUCAUCUCACAAGUCCUCCGGUCCACACUCACCAAGCUCACUGCGCCCACCUCCACCUGUUGUUUGAUCACAAACUCCCACAAACACAAACUUACACCAACAGACAAGCAGCAGUCAGUCUGUUUGGAUGAGCAAGGCAAAACAAAAGGAGCCAUGGCAUCUGCCUCUUACACUGAAGAUUUGACUUGUUCAAUUUGUCUGAAGAUCUUCACUGAUCCUGUAAUCCUCCAAUGUGGUCACUCUUUCUGCAGAGAAUGUAUUACGCUCUCUCUGAGCUCACUGCCCGAGUGUCCACAGUGUCGGGCAGCUGUUGCAAAAGAAGGGAAAUGUCUUGUGACCAGUCACAUUUUGAAAAGUCUGGCUGAAAAAGAAGCUGAGAAGUUGAGGAGAAAGCAUGGAGAUGAAGAGGUUGAUGACUGGUUGUGCCCUGAACAUGAAGAAAAGCUGAAAUUGUUCUGCGUCACAGAUCAGCAGUUAGCUUGUAUCAUAUGCCGAGAUGGGGAGAGGCAUGAAGGACACAAGUUUAAACCAAUCAAAGAAGCAGCUGCAUCCGUGAGGAGGGAGCUGGAGAUGUUUGUGGAACAGGUUUCUGAUGAUAUCUGUGCUGUAGAGAGCCUGGCCAACAAACAGAGGGAAGAAAUAACAAAAACUAAAGAGAAGUCUAAGCAGCUGAUGACCCAAAUCUGCAGACAGUUUGUGGAGAUGCAUCAGUUUCUGAGACAGAGAGAAGAUGAGAUCAAGAAAGACCUGAAAGACAAAGAGGAAGAGGCCAUGGAGAAGAUGAGCGAGGCAUUGAAUGCUAUGGAAACAGCUUUGUCUGAGAACAGAGAGCUGGAGGGAAAGGUGACAUCAGUUCUGAAAAUCCCAGACUAUGAGAAGUUCUUAAAGAGCUGGACUGAGGAAAACAGCAUGAUGACUGAAAAACACUGUCUUAGGCCCAGAGGAGGAAAUCUCCAAGUGGUGAAUCCUCCACUCUCUUUGGGGCCUCAUGAAAGUCACCUGCAGUUCUUUAUGUGGAAGGAGAUGCUUCAGGUGAUCCAGCCCCGAGCUGAGGAGCUGUCACUCAAAAGUGACAGCAAAAACAUAACAGUGUCUGAAGAUGGGAGGAAUUUGAUGUAUAGCCCCAACAUUGUCCAAUAUCAGCACUACAACACAUUAUUUGGAUCGUCACUGUCAUCCUGUCACUACUGUGGCAACAGUAGGGUCAAACCAAGUUACACUGAGGACACCUCAGUACGAUAUGCAUCUGCAUUCAGCACCAAUCAGUUCACCUCUGGGCAGCAUUACUGGGAAAUCGAGGUAGGAAAAAGGGACUAUUGGAAAGUAGGGGUAAAAGAUUAUUUCCUUUGCUAUAAUGAACCAAAAUAUGUCACAUCUAGUCAAGACGCAGAGUUAACAUUUACAGGAACCCCUCAAAAGAUUGGGAUUUACCUCGACUGCAUGUCAGAGGAGUUGUCUUUCUAUGAUGCAGAAAACAUGACACAUAUUCACACUAUGAGAGAAGGCUCUCUGUCAGUGCCAGCGGAAGCUUAUUUUGAAUACAAAUUUAGUAAGGGAGCAGAUCAUAACCCCCUGAGAGUGUGCUUGUUCUGAGGUCUGGGAUAAUGGGGCUGUGGUAAAACAGGAUCUGCAGAUCAGAUGGCCGCCUCAGUCCUUAGCUCUUUUUGACUUUCACUGUUUUUGUUUAUCUGUUCCACGAUCAUCCUGGUCCUCAUCAAACCCUCCAUCACGCUACUCAUUAACUAUAGACCUGUUACCCCUGACGUUUGUGGUAAUGAAGUCCUUUGAAAGACUGGUACCAACCCAGUUGAAGGACAUCAAAGACCCUCUGCUGGAGCCCAUGCAGUUUACCUUCAGGGUAAACAGGCCAGUGGAUGAUGCAGUCAAUGCAGCACUGCACUACAUCCUGUAAUACCUUAACUCCCCAGGGACGUAGGCAGGAGCCUGUUUGAGGAUUUCAUUUCAGAGUUCAACAACAUAAUCUCACAAGUCCUCUUGUCCAAACUCACCUAGCUCACUUUGCCUGCCUCCACCUGUUGCUCGAUCGCAAACUUCCUAAAAGACAGGAAGCAGCAGGUGACGCUGAACAGCCGGACAGUCAGCACUGGUGUCCCAGAGGGAUGUGUGCUCUCCCCACUGCGCUUCUUACUCUAAACUAUCGACUACACCUCAGGAGAACAACCUGUUAAACACCUGAAAACUGCAGACCACACAACAGUGAUCGGGCUCAUCUGAGACGGUGACAAGUCUGCAUACAGACUGGAGGUGGAACAGCUGGCCCUCCAGGGCAGUCAUAAUUUACCCUUAUAUAGUACGUGGUGAUUUAUGUUACCAUACUUCUCUGCCUGAUGUUUAAUAAAAGCUACUGUAUGCUGUUAACAUGUCUUGGACAGGAUAUACCAUUAGUAUGUCUAUGUACAAUAGUAGAGUCAAAACAAGUGUCCUGUUGACCCAUGUGUUGUGUUACAUUUACUUUAAAAUAAUAAUAAAAACAGUAAUGGAGGCAUAAUCAAUAACCUAUAGUCAAUAAUGUGUACAGGAAUUGUUCCUUCGCUUGUAAGUUUGUGCUUGACUGUGCAGAAUGUUGCUGAGUCUGGGGGAGGGGAAGUUUCUCUGUGCUCACCUUAAAUCUGACUUUAAGGAUGCUCCAGCAGGAUAUUAUGUUCCAUUUUAUGCACUUGGAAUAACUCUGUGCAAAAACAGGCAAAAUAAAUCAAACAUUUAGAGGCAUAUUGCAGCAUUUUUGAUUCAUUUCUGUGACAUAUUCUGUAUGGUAGCACAAUCUAUGUAAUAAAUAAUCACCAUUCUUUUUUGUUA